AAGGGCUCCCUCAGUUUCACCCGAUCUCUCUCAAGGGGAACUAGCCUUCGUUUAGCCAGCCGCCUUUCGGUGUCCAAAUUAUCCAAAUUGAACUGAGUAUGCCUUUGCCCAAGUAGCAAGUACUCGCUCAUUCAUACCCCAGUUCAAACACUGGGCAAGGCUCUAUUCCCGUUCCCGUGUUCUGCCGUCGAACAGACAAACCAAAGACACAUUCUACCCGCAACCAGCCAACCGCAAAAUUCUUGCCAAACAAAAUAAAGAAAACAAGAAGAACUAACUUGGUCGAAGCUGAGCUAAAGCAAAGCCAAGCGGCAACGGAAAUUGUUAACCUUUGGGGAUAUCAAACAUUUACGAUUGCGUGGCAGUGGUAGCGGCAGCGGCAGCAACAUUUAAGUUUUUAUCAGCACAAAAUAAAGUUUUGGUUUACGGAUUGUGUUCCAGGCCCGCACCUCGAAGCCCCGAACCCCCCUCAGCCAACCCGCGCAUUAUUUGGCCAAAGCCAGCCACAAGUGCCCAGGAGCAGUAGUGGCAAGAAAGGCAGCAGGAGCAGGAGCAGGAGCAAGAGCUGGAGGAGGAGCAGGAUCAGGGGCUGAAGGGUCGUUCGUGUUGAUUCUCGGGCACGCAGAACUUUUAUUCUUUUCAAUUUCGUUUUUCUUGGCGAGUACUUCUAAGGGAUUUAAAUUUCUGUUUGCUGCCGAGCAGCCAACAAAGCAACCGUGGGAGCGAACACGUCGGCCGCCUGGGGACCAGGAGUUAUGCUGAAUAAAAGAAAGUGCUUUGGAGCUUCGCAACCCAACACAAAUCCGGUAGCACCCUUGAAUGCCGUCGAGGCUAAUGACUCAUAUUUGGGCAUGGAAGAUUUGUCUAGACCCUCAAAUAUCGUCAACGCAAGCGACACGCUAAUAGGCUUGGAAGAUAUGGCUCACGGGACAAAUGACGAUGGCAUACCUUUUAUUUUGGUUGAUGGUGCGGCCUACACCACGCGUAGUAGUCUGGACCUGGCUCUUAGCCGAGUAGAGCAGAAGAGAAUGGAUCAGAUAAUCAUGCAAAUCGAUAGCAGUGACCUUCCCCAGAUUGAAGAUACAGGGCCACCUCCAGAACUAGACAUGGACAUCAAUCUUAGUUCAGGAGCACUGGCACAGCGAAGAGCUGCGGAGGAUGAGCGACGAUUUCAGAAGGAUAUAAGCGAGCUCACCUUUUGGCCGCCAGAAACUGAAGAAACCGUCACCACUCCCACCACCCAAAGCCAUAGCUCCAUUAGCAGCAUGGAGCAGGUUAUCCUUAAGCUUGACCAGAUGCGAGGUUCGACAAAGCAGGUUCCACCUCCGAGCACGGAGACACCUGUAGCCAAGCUACCUGUGCGUCCCGGCAUCCAGCGACAGGGCACCUUUGAUAUCAAGCGGAAUAAGGAGGGUGAUAGGGAUAAGGGUCCCGAUAUAGCCAUUAUAUGCCCAGCUACCUCAAAGAAUUCCCAAUUGCACAAAACUCUAUACCAGGCAGGGAUCCCCAGCCUUAUAAGCCGAAAGCACCCUUCAAAGUCCCCGGGGAAUGAGUUUAUUACUGUAAGAGCCGGGCAGCUCAUCAAUCAUAUAGGUGAUCACUUUGUGGAACUCUGCCGUUUGUACGAGGAAGAAAACAACAGAGUGCUGAAUGAGGGAUCCACCUACACCUAUUUGGUGACGAUUAGUCCCGCUAAUGGAGCCUCCAACUGCACCAUCGACCCGAUUUCAGAUUCUGAAGUUAACUACCUUUGCUUGUCUCGGAAUUCAUUAUCAUCCCAUACGAUUUCUAAUCUUAAAUGUUCAAAAUCGGAGCUAAGUACUAGCGUUGUCGGAAGGCACUCCCCUGCGGCAGGUCCUUUAAAGCACGGUGCCAAAGUGACAUAUACCGAAGAGCGUGGCAGGUCGCAAUUUUUGCGUAAGACGACAUCCUCUAUAGUUAAUAUUGCAUCCCCUGCGAAAUAUUACCAAGGCAGGAAGAGAGAUUGAGGUGAACGAAUGGGAUUUUAUUGACAAUUUUAUAGUUGUUUGUCAAAAUUAAUUUAAAUAAAAGAGUUUUCAAGAAACUGCGCUUAUACACGCACUUUAAA
Molecule: messenger RNA, 2089 nt
Organism: Drosophila serrata
Lineage: Eukaryota; Metazoa; Arthropoda; Insecta; Diptera; Drosophilidae
Source: RefSeq, a predicted model, not a curated record